This is a messenger RNA of Scatophagus argus, 5433 nucleotides long. RefSeq names its product potassium channel, subfamily K, member 4a (gene kcnk4a). The coding region runs from base 1350 to 3239 and encodes 629 amino acids. Lineage: Eukaryota; Metazoa; Chordata; Actinopteri; Scatophagidae. Gene Ontology annotation, molecular function: potassium ion leak channel activity. Gene Ontology annotation, cellular component: membrane. Gene Ontology annotation, biological process: stabilization of membrane potential; potassium ion transmembrane transport. The transcript is spliced from 8 exons. The record is from RefSeq and is a predicted model, not a curated record.
UUUUGGUCCAACAUCAGUGUCUGACCUCACAAAUGCUCUACUGGAUGAAUGAACAGAAAUUCCCACAGAAACUCUCCAAAAUAUUGUGGAAAGCCUUCCCAGCACAGUGGAAGCUGUUAGUGCUGCAGAGGGGGGACCAACUUCAUAUCAACAUCUGUAUUUAAUGUGAUUUAAGUCGGUUGUCCCAAUACUUUUGUCCGUAUAGGGUAACAAUAACAAAACCAAAUAGACUUUAAUAGCUUGGGUCCAAAAGAGAUCCCAAAAGGACAUUAUGUCAGUUUUGGUAGAAGACUUCCUGAAACAUGUUGUCAAUACAAAAAUCAUGUUUAUAAAUAACUCUUAUAAAGGCAAGUAAUUUAAGGUGACAAAACAAUGUUAAAGAUCCCCUGACAUGUUUAAAGUAUGUUUUUCACAGCAGUUUAACAUUAUUAAAAUUAAGUAAUUUCUUCUGUCUCAAAAAAUGUAAAUAUUAAUAUUAAAAGUGAAGCUAGUAGACACAACACACAAGUAUGUCAGAGUUGUAAAGUGGACUUGAGGGCUUCAAGAUCCCAAACAUGAUAGUUAAACUCUGGACUGAUCAGACUGGGAGGAAUGUUUGCUGCUGUUUUAGAUGCAGCUCCAGUGUAUCUCAGUUUGGUCAGAUUUGUCUUACAUACCUGCCUUUAAAUACAAACCUAAGAACAGCUCAUGUACAUCCUCUUCCAGCCUCAUGCUUCUUUUCAAACAACUCACCUCAUGAUUUAUUUCCCCACCUGUCACACUGUUUAACUUCACCGCACGUCAGCCACAGUCCUGCUCUUUUCUAACCCCCCCCCGCCCCUCACUCAAUAUCUUAGCAAAAAUAUCAAAAUAUGCCAGCGCAGGUUUAGACCGUGAUAACUAAUAAUGUCCUGUUGGUGCUGAAGCCAGGGGCAGAGAGCAAGACCAUCCACACAAACCAAAGCCAACAGUCCAUUAGUGCAGAAUGCUAACAGCUGGCCAGACUCUGGGAAAUCUCAGAACAUUGUCAAGGUCCAUGUGGAGACAACCAGGACCAGGUGACCCAGAGUGAGAAGUUCCUAAAUCCUAGUCUUCUCUCUGUGUGUCUAUCUCAAAGCCUUCAAAUGGCUUGAAAGAGACCCACAGUCCUCUACUCCUGAAUACCGAAGACACAGGACAGCCAGAGAGAAACGGGAAUACAUAGGAAAAGAUUUCUGCAUCAGCUGAUUUGUGCAGCUUUAACAUGGGAUGAGCUCCUGACAUCAGUGACUAAAGCUGUGCCCUGUAUCCUGACUGACAGCCUGACCAGAUCCUGGCGUCUGAGCUCUGACCCCUAACACUGGAGGGACGAGGGGGUCGACAGGGAGAAAAUGCGUUGCACCACCCUUUUGGCCCUGCUGACGGGGGUCAUGCUGUACCUGGUGAUGGGAGCGCUUGUUUUCCGCACCCUGGAGGCCCCCAAUGAGAAUGUGGCGUAUGAAGACCUCCUUGUUACUAAGCGCACCUUCCUCAAUAAUAAGUCCUGUGUCACUGAGUUGGACUUCCACAAGCUUGUGAAGGGAGUGGUGUCUGCGGUGGAGGCAGGCCUGGAUGUGGGCAGCCUUUCUGCCAACUUCACCAGCCGCUGGGACCUGGCCUCCGCCUUCUUCUUCUGUGGUACCAUCAUUACCACCAUAGGUUUCGGGAACCUGUCCCCUCGGACGUGGUAUGGCCAGUUGUUCUGUGUGUGCUAUGCCCUGGUAGGCAUCCCCAUGUUUGGCAUACUGCUCGCUGGAGUGGGUGACCACAUGGGCACAGUGCUGCGGCGAGCCGUGGCCAAGAUUGAGACCCUCUUCCUGGUGAGAAUGAAACGUAAGGUCAGGCCGACCACUGUGCGCGUGAUCUCAGCGGUUCUCUCCAUCCUGAUUGGUUUUCUGAUCUUCCUCGCCGUGCCAACAUUUGUGUUUCAGGAAGUGGAGGAAUGGACGUUUCUGGAGUCGCUCUACUUUGUGGUCAUCACCCUCACCACUGUUGGCUUUGGAGAUUACGUACCAGGUGGUGGUCGUGAGGGCAUUUUCUUCAAGCCUCUGGUAUUGUUGUGGAUAGUUUUUGGUCUUGCCUACUUUGCCUCCAUCCUCACCAUGAUAGGCAACUGGCUGAGAGUGCUGUCAAAGAGGACCCGCGCUGAGAUGGAGGAGUUGAGGGCCCACGCAACAGACUGGACCCAGAACAUCCAGAAUAUGUCCAUGGACUUCCGCAUCCCAAAUCCUCUGGAAUUCAACGACCCCUUCCUCCUGCAGCGCCGGCGCUGGAAACGCAGUGAGCGCCGCCGCAUUCGUCGGGGAGCUCAGGUCACUCUGGGACACUGGGUUCGAGGAGGAUCUGAGAAUGGACACCUGCCGAACCGCUGGGCCGGCCUCUCCAGUUCCAUGAGCCAGCUGGAGGCCCAUUCAUCUCUGGAGAGGGCAGUGGUGGCCAAGUCCAGGCCGCUUGUGAGUGUUGCUGGCCCCACAAAUGUCCCGAGAGUGGGACCUGGAUUGAAGGUUGACCCAGACGUUGGCUUGCAGGUGGAGGGCAGAUCGUUUCCUCAUCUGCUGGCCCGCUCAUUCUCCCUCCCUGUGGCCCACUCAACUUCAGAGCUGGACUCAGCAGGUGCAGCCUUGCAGGGAGGAUCCCUCUCUGGAUCUGAGUCUCCUUUUGGCUCCAGAUCAGACAUUUCUUCGGUCUCUUCGUCCUUCUUGGCGCUCCACCGGUUCCAGCCCUGUCAUACGGUCAGCAGCAUGGAGGAGGGAGGAGCCACAGACAUGAAGACAGCACAAGAGAAAAACAAACUGGUUUCAGCAGAGAAAUAUGAAUUUGUAGCAAACAAUAGUUGCAAACACGCACCUGUCCCUGGUGUGCUCCCUCUCUCCUCCCCUCUUACUCCCUUUAUUUCCCCCUCCCUCCACCCAAUCCUCCUUCCCUCCGCUGCCCUCAACAUGGCCUCCUCAGCCAGCUGCCAGCUGUUGGAUUUCUUCGGAGAGAACCUGGCCUACAUUGAUGAGUCCUCAGACACUCUGAGUGACCGGCCAACAGCAAGCGAGGAGAGAAGGAGACGACCCCGAAAACCCAAGAGGAGGAGCAUGAGGAGGCAGCUGUCGCACAAGUGGAGCCCCUUGCAGGGGAGGAGGCCCAGCACUGAGAUGCAGCCACCUUCAAAUCCCCCCACACCACCUCCAGACUCUUCGCUUUCAGACCAGCCCUCAUCAGAUAACCAUACAGGUUCGGAGCCGACACUCUGACAGCCACUUCUUUCAUAGUCAGGAUGUAACAGAAAUAAUAGUUCACACCAAAUUUGUGGGGUUACAGCUCACUUGACACUACUUCUACCACUUAGAACAUAUACUGUACAUAGCACAUGCAAAUCUCACCAUCAUGAAUGUAGCUAACGUUUCAGGAUAUUUUUAGUAUUUAUGCUUAGCCUCACAAAGUCAACCCACAAAUUUUGUUUGUGAUCUGGAAAUCUGAUGUUUAUAUAAUAUAAUAUUUAUCAUGUUCAUUGUCUCAUUUAGCCAGAUGGCACUAGAUGAAAAGUCAGCAGUAGACAAAUGCGUUUCACACAAAAAAGCAACAGAAAGAUAUAAACAUGUAGUACACUUAAAUCACAAUUGAUGUACACUUUUCCUAAUAGCACUUCAAAGUGGUAUUGAGAGCUAGUCUACCAUGGUGUACUCUUCUUCACCGGUCCAGUUGUUAUUGGUAAUGCACCUAUAGACUGGUUUCAGUAGCAACAAUGAUUUCAAACCAUCCAGUAGUUGUUGCCCUUUUAAAUGUUGGCAUCAUGCUUCCUUUUAAAGUGGACCACACCCGGCAUAAAUAGCUGGUCAUAAAUCUCUAAAUGGUUUAAAGAGACAUCAUUAUCCAUAGUUAUAAACAAUUGUCUAUCUUGUUGAUCUGUCUUUUUAGCUACUGAGCUUAAUCGAUUCCUGGCAGACACAUCGAACACUAAAUCACAUAUGCAAGCGGCUUUGUGAGGCUAACUGCUGGCAGUUGACUAAUUGCUUCAAAUUCAGUGUAGGGUUUCUUACAGGGAGGAGAGGGGAAAAAGAAGAGACUGGGGGUGGAAUAAGAGUGCUGAGUUCAGUCAGGGGCUGAACUGAACGAAAACAUACCCCUACACCCUCAGACACAGUUGGUGCCUGCUGUCACUUGUUAACUUAUGGCUGAUUUACAGAUAUUCCAGCUGUUGGUGGCAGAUAAACACAAAUGAUUCCAUUAAUUUCUAUAAAUGUAAGUCGCUUUGGAUAAAAGCGUCUCCUUAAUGAAGUGUAAUGUAAUGUAAGGUAAGUACAAAGAGGGUCAACAGUUUCACAGGGUGGGACUCAUGUGUAUUAAGAUGUAUGCACAGCCAGAGGGGCUCAGAUAAGAAGCUUAGAUUACAACCCAGGUACCAAGAGAGUUGGGAUGCUGUGUAUAAUAUAAAUAAAAACAGAAUUCAAUCUUGUGCAAACCACGAACCUGUUUACUUGUGGGAUGUUCCAAACAGUGUUUUCUGACCAGUACACAAGUUUUCUAGUUUUUUGUUGUCCCUGUCCCAUCUUGUUUGUGUUGUGCUUCUGGCACUGAAUUCAGAAUGAGAAUGUAUUUACAAAAAAUCAAGUAUAUGUAAAACAUGUUAAAUAUAUUGUCUCUGUACUGUUUUCUCUUUUGUUUAAGUUUUGCAUAGCAUCACAGCUUUUUUGGGAACAGGGUUGUAGAGCUCACACACAGAGAGUUUACCCCACUAUAUCUUUACAUAGCAAAUAGUUGUUUGUCACUGUAUUAGUGUUUAAAAUCUCAGACACAGAACCUUUAAAACAACACUAAAGUUAUUUUUAAACUUGUGGUGUUUACCAAUUAUACUAUCAAGUGUCCUUAAGUCACUGUUGGUAAGAUUCUACUUGUCACCAUUUUCCCUCUUGGCUGAUACUGUUUGUUAGCAUUUCAUUAUUUUUACAGACUCUACGUGUUUGCAACAUAGUUAAAUAAACUGUGUGGGUUUUUCAACUUGUGUAUUUACCAUUUAAAUACUGUUGAACCCUGUUAGAUGCCUCAAAAUAGCUUUAAGUGACACAUCGAAGUGAUGAUUAUCAGACAUCACUUAAUACACACACAGACAGCUAUUUGAGAUUAAUGUUAACAAGGCUGAGUCUGUACAGAUGCCUUUGCAAUUCUCAAUACACUAAUGUGCCAACAAAGGCUAUGAAAGGCAAACUAGUAAAUAUGAAUGCAAAAAAUGCAAGUGUAAGAAUGGUUGGCUUUGCAAAUGUUUUUGAGGAAGGAAAAGUACUCCGCAUUUCUAUUAGACCCUGUUGACUCAAACAGUGCAUUUUGAUGAGAAACAUUGAAUGCAAACAAAAACUUAGUUUACAAGAAAACUCCACAGAGCAUCUUUAAAUUGUACAACACCUGUAGUGCCUAUGCAGUGAUGUUGCAAAAAAUAAAACCAAACCUGUG